Amphibalanus amphitrite is the source of this 1935-nucleotide messenger RNA. RefSeq lists its product as uncharacterized. Gene Ontology annotation, cellular component: preribosome, large subunit precursor; Las1 complex. Lineage: Eukaryota; Metazoa; Arthropoda; Thecostraca; Balanomorpha; Balanidae. The transcript is spliced from 10 exons. The record is from RefSeq and is a predicted model, not a curated record. The coding region runs from base 243 to 1634 and encodes 463 amino acids. Gene Ontology annotation, molecular function: endonuclease activity. Gene Ontology annotation, biological process: maturation of LSU-rRNA; maturation of 5.8S rRNA.
UCACUGAACUCAUAACAGUACAAAUUAUAUGUUUCUUCGGAGUUCUUUAGCAAUUUGGCAUUGAUUGCGGUAGGCAUCAGUGACAACUGAUCCAGGGACAACUGAACCUGACUGAACCAGUAAAAACUGAACCAGGGACAAUUCUGAACCAGCGAAAACUGGACAAGCCACAGCUGAUCUAGUGACAACUGAUUAGAGUGGAUAGAACUGCAAAGAGCUCUAUUUCUGCCACACAAAUAGUGAUGGCACAUUCAGGGUGGUGUUCCAGUGAGGAAUGGAACCAAAUGAGUGUGAUGGUAUGCAGCAUUCUAGAUGAACCAGGAGAUGCUUCAAAACUGGAGCUGGCAAUCAGUGCACUGAACUGCCUCAUGUCAAGGUCGCCGGCUCCGCCUACCGGCGCGCUGAUGACGGUCGAGCUUCUCCAGGCCUUUCUGGCCAUUGCCGGCAAGCCGGGCGACUGCGACUUGGAUCCGUUUCGGCCGCAGAUGGCGUUUGCCAUCAUAAGGUUCGUCAACUUUGUCAACCACGCGUACCACGUGCGUGAUAGUCACCGCGUGCAGCCGAUAAGCAAGGUGACCGCCCAGCAGAACGUGCCGGACUGGGUGGUGGUGCUUCGGCAUGACGCGGCACACGGCGUCCUUCCGGCGGCGCACCUCCUCAGGCACGCGCUCACCGUCGCGCUCCAGUGGACAGUGACGAAUUACUGGCAGCUGUCGCCCGGCUCGACGGCGGGUCGGACCGAGUUGGACUCGCGGCGGCUAGCGCGUCUGGCGGCUGACCUGGCCGGCAAACGAGGCAGGCACCUGGACAAACAGCUGCUGCUCGACGGUCUGAGCUCGCACGCACUGCGCCGGCCGACGCUGAGUGUGGUCGCCGACGCCAUGGUGGCCUCGUAUAUAGCGACGUUCGGAGGUGGAACAGCGACUCUGCAGCGUCAGUUUAAAGUCACCCAGACGUGGCUGUCGGCUCUGCAGCACGUCAGUCGUGACGGCUUGCUGACGGAACUGCUAGAGUGUCUGCUGUCGCGCCGCCCGACCCCCGGCGACCGUCAGAGGCAGGAGUCGGCGGCCGCACUGUGGGUGCACCGGCUGCUAGCGGCGGCGCGACACACUGCUCAGGAAACGCCGCCGGAAUCUCAGCCGACCCUAGAGACGUCGAUGUGCGUGCUGCUGGCUUGCACUCUGAGGUCCUCCAAAGCACCCGUCCACUGGGACCACCUGCUGGCGACAGCACUGCGGCACAAGAAUGCCACCACAAUCCGACUUCUGCCGAUCCUGAUGGACGGCCUGUCGCCUCCGCUGUCGGAGCAGCGUCGUCAGCUGCUCAUGCAGCUGGUGAAGACGGCCACCGGUGACGCCUCUGCUCUGCCGCCGUCCCGACCUCCGGUCACCGUCAGUAAGGAGCAGCUACGUCGGCUCGGCGUCAGUCUGCCUGUCGAUGGUGAAGAUGCGACGCCAGCGCCGUCUGGUGGCGCGACCGUGGCGCCACCUACAGACGGCGACGGCAUGAUGUGGCGGCGAUGUGCUGACGGUCCCGAGUGGCAGGAGGCGACAGAGGUGGGCCGGUUGCCAUGGCAAUCUGCGACCCCAGUGCUUCUCGAUGUUAAACACUCGCCGACGACAGACUGGUCGUAGCAGCCGCCGCGCCGGUUGGAGAUAUCUUCCAGGGACUGAGCUGUGGUCUGAUGAAGAUGGGCUCGUUCGCCUUGGCUGUUGAAAUGCGAAGAAGCUCUGUGUUUUUGCGAGUGGUUUACUGUGGUGAAUGAUGUCAUAGCUGCGGAUAAUAUAUCUCUCCCGCCCAUCGCCAGAACGGCAGACAUUGAAGGUCCACGUGUGGGAAAAUAAGCUGUUUUUGGGACUUGUUUGACUUGUUUGUCGUAGAACCGACGUUGUUUUAGCCAUGCAACUGCCUGAAUACAUAUCGUUAAGUUUGUAA